Pimephales promelas (fathead minnow) is the source of this 1213-nucleotide messenger RNA. Lineage: Eukaryota; Metazoa; Chordata; Actinopteri; Cypriniformes; Leuciscidae. The record is from RefSeq and is a predicted model, not a curated record.
AGCGUAACAAUUCCGUUUCCGCUCCAGUCGGGAUUUGUGUCCGCUCUGCAGGAAUGUGUGGAGAUGCUCGAGCUGGGAGAGAGGAAGAGGAGGAGGAAGAAGAGGAGGAGGAGGUAUAACAGCCGCACCUUCCCUCUGACAGAUGAACACAUUAACGGCUCUCCGCACUGUCACUGAGGGAAGCUGCAGACCUGUCCGUUAUCGCACAUUCCCGGGCUCCUCCUCAUGGCGAAAAACACCCUGUCCUCACGAUUCCGGGGAGUCGACAUCGACGAAUACGACGAGAAUAAAUUCGUGGACGAGCAGGACGAGGCGGCCGAGCAGCAGCAGGAACCGGACGCCUGUGAGGUGGACCAGCUCAUCGGACAAGGGGACAUGAUGUCAGCAUUUCACAUCGCCUUGAGGAAUCCACCAAUCAACUCCAAGAAUCCAGCAGUGAAAGAGCGGGCCCAGGCGGUGGUGUUACGAGUGCUGACUGCAUUCAAGAGCAGCGAUAUUGAGCCGGCAGUGAAGUCCCUGGACAAGAACGGAGUGGACCUGCUGAUGAAGUACAUCUACAGAGGCUUCGAGAAGCCCUCGGACAACAGCAGCGCCAUCCUGCUCCAGUGGCACGAAAAGGCCUUCGCUGUGGGGGGUCUGGGGUCCAUCGUACGGGUGCUGACUGCGAGAAAAUCUGUCUGAGAAGCCGAAAGAAAUAAGAGAUAACCAGCCAUGGGAUUUGUUUUAAAGACGUGGACAAUUUCCUCUCUCAUUUGACUUUAUCUGGGGGAAAACCACUCAAGCCCAAGUGAUUGUUUCACUCAAAACAGAGAUAUUGUAUGAUAUUUAAUGUAAAUGAAUGAUUCUUCAAUAUACGGAAGACACGAUUCUCGACUAAUGAAGGUGAGUGGUUGUGUGACAGUCUGUGAAUUGAGACAGAAGGACUAAGAGUCUCAUGAAGACUUGAGCAGCAGCAGUUCCAGGGCAUUAAAUACUGUGACGAAUAUGAAAGUUUUAUUUGCUUGUUUUACUUAGUUUACACUCAUUCUCGGAUGUGUAGUUCUCAUUUCUUUAGUUCCAAUUCUCAGUUUUUCUUAUUGUACAGAAAGAGGAUGAUGUUUAAUAUAUAGUAUAUUUAGGUGGUGGAUUUAUGGGUCAAUUCAAUUGUAGUGUGGCGUCGGGUCGGGAGGGUUAUUGUGAAGUGCCUGGUGCAAUAAAGAACAUUAAGAGUGUA